CUCCAGUGCAUUCACCCUCACCAACCACUAGUUUACAAGUCACCCCCACCACCUUACCACUAUUCCUCACCGCCACCCACAGUGCAUUCACCUCCACCACCACCUGUUUAUAAGUCACCUCCACCACCUUAUCAUUAUUCGUCACCACCAUCUGCAUUGCUUUCACCUCCAUCAUCACCAGUUUACAAAUCACCACCACCAUCUUCCCCAUAUUCAUCUCCUCCUCCUCCUUACCAUUAUUCCUCACCACCACCUCCUAUGCAUUCACCCCCACCACCGCCAGUUUAUAAGUCACCCCCACCACCUUACCACUACUCCUCACCGCCACCUCCAGUGUAUUCAUUUCCACCACCUUUGCCAAUAUACAAGUCUCCGCCACCACCUUACCAUUAUUCCUCACCACCACCCCCAGUGCAUUCACCCCCACCACCACCAGUUUACAAGUCUCCCCCACCACCUUACCAGUAUUCCUCACCACCACCUCCGGUGCAUUCACCACCACCUCCUCCAGUUUACAAGUCCCCGCCACCACCUUACCAUUAUUCCUCACCACCACUUCCAGUGCAUUCACCUCCACCAUCACCGAUUUACAAGUCUCCACCACCACCUUACCAAUAUUCCUCACCACCACCUCCACUGCAUUCACCUCCACCACCACCGAUUUACAAGUCACCUCUACCGCCUCUUCCAGUUUACAAGUCUCCGCCACCACCUUACCACUAUUCCUCACCACCACCUCCGGUGCAUUCACCUCCACCACCACCGGUUUACAAGUCACCUCCACCACCUCCUCCAGUUUACAAGUCCCCGCCACCACCUUACCAUUAUUCCUCACCACCACCUCCGGUGCAUUCACCUCCACCACCACCGGUUUACAAGUCACCUCCACCACCACCUCCAGUUUACAAGUCCCCGCCACCACCUUACCAUUAUUCCUCACCACCAACUCCAGUGCAUUCACCCCCAUCACCACCAGUUUACAAGUCUCCGCCACCACCUUACCAUUAUUCCUCACCACCAUCUCCGGUAAAUUCACCUCCACCACCACCGGUUUACAAGUCACCUCCACCACCUCUUCCAAUUUACAAGUCCCCGCCACCACCUUACCACUAUUCCUCACCACCACCUCCAGUGCAUUCACCCCUACCACCACCUGAUAGGGUAUAA
Coffea arabica (coffee) is the source of this 1167-nucleotide messenger RNA. The record is from RefSeq and is a predicted model, not a curated record. NCBI's taxonomy places the organism in Eukaryota, Viridiplantae, Streptophyta, Magnoliopsida, Gentianales, Rubiaceae.